UCAUACAAACACAAAACACGACGAACAGCACAGAGAACACGCGUGGAACAUUUCACACUGGAAGUUUUAGCCGAGCUAAGCUCGCUCAGCACGUUCAGCCUGAGUGACUCGUAACUCCGUCUGUGGCGCUUCCACCUGCAGCGGCUCGCUCACCCACGCAGGCCGAACAUGGAGGCUUCGUUUGCAGGUAAACGGGCUCUGGUCACCGGAGCAGGAAAAGGGAUUGGUAGGGCCACAGCUCUGGCUCUGGCACGCUGCGGGGCAAAGGUCAUAGCGGUCACACGAACACAGGCCGAUCUCAACAGCCUGGUGGAGGAGUGCGCCUCCAUCACCCCGGUGUGUGUGGACCUCACAGACUGGGGGGCCACAGAGCUGGCCCUGCAGGAUGUCGGCCCUGUCGACCUGCUGGUCAAUAACGCUGCCUGCGCCAACCUACAGCCAUUUCUGGAAGUCACACCUGACAAGUUUGACCAGGCAUUCAGUGUGAAUGUGAAAGCUGUGGUGCAGGUUUCUCAGUUAGUGGCUCGUGGUAUGAAGGCCCGGGGAUCGGGAGGCUCCAUUGUUAAUGUGUCCAGCUAGGCAUCGCAGUGCGCCCUCAGAGACCACGCCGUCUACUGUGCUACCAAAGCGGCUCUGGACAUGCUGAGUAAGGUGAUGGCUUUAGAGCUGGGACCACAUCAGAUCCGUGUGAACACAGUGAACCCCACAGUGGUGAUGACUGACAUGGGUCGCUUGGGCUGGAGCGAUCCUGAAAAAGCCAAGAGCAUGAAGUCCCGGAUCCCCCUGGGCCGCUUUGCAGAGGUGGAGGAGGUUGUGAACAGCAUUUUAUUCCUGCUGAGUGAAAAGAGCAGCAUGGUUAAUGGAGUCACUCUGCCGGUGGAUGGAGGCUUCCUGGCCUGCUGACCCACAUCAGCCCCGGAUCAUCGUCCACCUGCUCAGAGGAAAAAUUCACUUGUAGAUUUCUUCUUCACUGUGAUUGUCUCUAAUAUAACUGCACUCAACCAGCGAGGGACCCGAAGAAUUAUUUGACCCAUUGAUGGAAUUUGUGCUAUUAAAAGAUAAAAACAUGCUGCUUCCUCAGUGUUCAAGCAUGCUGCUGCAUUAAACUCAGUAUUAAAAACAAAAAC
Pelmatolapia mariae (spotted tilapia) is the source of this 1127-nucleotide messenger RNA. RefSeq names its product dicarbonyl/L-xylulose reductase (gene dcxr). Lineage: Eukaryota; Metazoa; Chordata; Actinopteri; Cichliformes; Cichlidae. The record is from RefSeq and is a predicted model, not a curated record. The transcript has 8 exons. Gene Ontology annotation, biological process: xylulose metabolic process; glucose metabolic process. Gene Ontology annotation, molecular function: carbonyl reductase (NADPH) activity; L-xylulose reductase (NADPH) activity.